AAAAUUUAUUGUAUUAACACGUGCUAGUCAGUGCCAGUCAGUGCUAGUCUCCUGCUUAGCUGGAGGUGUAAAAAUCAUUUAGUUUUUGUAUUUACUGAUGAGUAUUAUAAACAUUGAUUAAUUAUAAUUACUUCAGUAACACAGAAAAUACUUUAAUUGUUACUUUCCGAUCAAUGUUUAAUUUGUCUAUGUUACUACAUGGAAUGAAUAAUUUUUGUUUUGAAAGUACAACCAAGUUAAGAGGUUAUUUCAUCAGCAAUGGAAAGUGGGAAGUCACACAAAAAUGUGGGUUCUCCGAUCACUGUAGUUGAGCACGAUUCAGAUAAAUGCUCACCGGCAUCUCCAAGCAAAGAGUUAUCUAAUGCUAAAAUGAGCGUAUCAAAUUUAAGUUCAGAUAUAUUAGACGGUUUUAUCGUGAAAGAAGAUUUGGAUACGGAGACUGUCUUAAUUGUCACUGGACCGUCACUGCGUCCAGAUAUUAAUGAAAGAGACAAGAAAGAUGUAUCAAGGUGUAAUGUAUCCGAACAGCCCAAAAAAUUGCUCAGUACUAAUCAGAAAAAAUCUUAUAAUCAGAGCAGAAAUGAGCAACUUGAAGAAAAUAAAUUAUAUCAACUUGAAAAAUCAAAGCAGGAAGAGAAAUCAGUUCGUAACGAAAUUAACUUAAAUGACAACGCUAGCAAUGUACAAACGCCUAACAAAAAAAGAGCUUCAAGCCACACAAAGUCAUUAAAGAAGAGGUCUAAUAGCUCUGAUAUUUAUAAGGACUUAUUGGAUGACAUUAACGAUAACGAAAUAUCAAAUAAGAAACCACAAAAUCAUCCGCAAAAUGGAUCUAGUACUUGUAAUAAUUUACUAAAUGACACAGCCGAUAUUACAAUGGCCGAAGUGGUACCGUCAUUUCGUAAUUUAAAUCCAUCUGCUGCAAGAAUAACUUCACGAUUUUAUAGUCUUGAGAAAAAAGUUAUUGUUAUAAUGGAAACAGGAAGUAAAUUUUGUUUUAGUGGCAAGCUUAAAGUUACAGUCCUUUACGGAGGUAUAGAAGUAUAUGGAUAUGUCCUUGAUUCACCAGAAAAAACGGUUGAAGUUUAUUCCCCAAGAAGUCAAGGUCUUGUCAGCAUUACAAGUAUCGAUAAUUCUUCCAAUUGUAAUCUUGAAAAUACUUGGAAAUUACUUACAUUGGAAGGUGUUGAGCGUGACGUAGAAACCCAUUUGCAGAGAGAUCUCAAUCAAUGUGAAAACCACACAGUGAUUUUAUUAGAAAAUAUAGAAAAUGAAUUAACAUCCUUCUUAAGUGCUUAUUGUCCUUAUAAACUAUUUCCAAAAAUAGAAGAAUCCAACAAUUCUAAUUGGACUCACCCCAAAAGAGCUGAAAUAAAUUUACAAGCUAACUUCUAUUUUGAAAAUUCAGGAAGACAAUUAAUAAUUGAUCCCAGAUGGAAAGAAGAAGUUAUAGAUAAGAUUUUAGAACAAUCGGCUUCCGGAGAGCGAUCUUGUACACUUCUUGCUGGUGGAAAGGGUGUAGGAAAAUCUACCAUGGUACGAUUCCUUAUAAAUAAUCUGUUAAGAACAUCAAAGGUUGUUUUAGUGGAUUUGGAUCCAGGUCAAACGGAAUGCACUCCACCUGGCUGUAUUUCUAUAAAUGUGAUCAAGGAACCACUUUUAGGAGCAAAUUUUACCCACUUGAAGACACCUUUCUAUAAAUUAUACAUCGGAGAUGUAGAUAUAGUGCGUUGCAUUCCACGUUACAUCGAAGGUGUAAAAAAGUUAAUUAACUGCCUGAAAAACGCCUCACAAUUAUUUGGCCUUCCAGUUGUAGUGAAUACAAUGGGUUUUUGCCAAGGAAUUGGAUGGGACAUCGCAGUUUAUAUAAUAAAAAUGAUUCAACCCACAGACAUCAUUCAAAUUGGUUCAAAACACGUAAAAAACAAUUUCGAUGAACCAUUUUACAGGAAUGUCAUCAAUCGCCAGAAUGUCAAGUGGAUUUCAUGGGACAAGGACAUACCAAUGAACAAACCAGCUAAACAUAGGUUGCAUUUGAUACAAUCUCAAGCUGAAGAAAGAAUCAAAGAUCAUGAAACUUCAAAUAUGAAAGCCUGUCAACACAGGGAUGUCGUCAUGCUAGCAUAUCUAAGCCAAAUCUUACAGAACCGAGAAAAGUCUCGGAUGUCUAUCUACACACAAGUGCAAAGUAUAACAGAUGUUGUACCAUAUAAGAUUCCAUUUGAUUCACUUUGUGUAUCGUUAAUUCGGUCAGUCGUGCCAGCAUCUCAUGUACUGGCUGCAAUGAAUGGAAACAUUGUUGCACUUUGUGGCGUUGAUCUGCAAAAUGAUUUAACAGAAACAAGUGCAGAAGAAGAAGGCUUAAAGGAUCCUAAAGUACUUGCACGGGCACCGUUAUCUACUUGCUACGGAUUUGGUAUAGUACGAGGUAUAGAUAUGGAAAAAAGGGAGGUGUUCUUAAAUACUCCACUGUCAGCUGCAUUAUUGCAAUAUGUCAAUUGUUUUGUCGGAUGCUCACCGAUUCCCUUAAAUCUACUUCAGUUGAACCAUCCUGGCGCACCAUAUUCUGGAAGCCACGGUGAUUUACCUACAAGUCGUGACACACGACGAGGGUGUUUUAAAAUGGGGUAUCAAGACCAGACAAAUACAGGAAACAGUUAACAUCACUGUUGUAUUCAUUCUGUGUUAUACAAAAACCUUGUAAAUAAUAUAAGUCUAAAAGCCA
Orussus abietinus is the source of this 2725-nucleotide messenger RNA. RefSeq names its product polynucleotide 5'-hydroxyl-kinase NOL9. The record is from RefSeq and is a predicted model, not a curated record. Gene Ontology annotation, cellular component: nucleus. Gene Ontology annotation, molecular function: polynucleotide 5'-hydroxyl-kinase activity. NCBI's taxonomy places the organism in Eukaryota, Metazoa, Arthropoda, Insecta, Hymenoptera, Orussidae. Gene Ontology annotation, biological process: cleavage in ITS2 between 5.8S rRNA and LSU-rRNA of tricistronic rRNA transcript (SSU-rRNA, 5.8S rRNA, LSU-rRNA). The transcript is spliced from 5 exons. Bases 259 to 2661 code for a protein of 800 amino acids.